Molecule: messenger RNA, 250 nt
Organism: Amoebophrya sp. A25
Lineage: Eukaryota; Dinophyceae; Syndiniales; Amoebophryaceae
Source: the annotation of a GenBank genome assembly
CAUGAAUUGCGUCAUUUUUCGGAUAUUCCAUAAGAUCUGUUUGAGUAAUGCCUACACGAACAUGGCGACGCGGUACGAGGCGGUUUCGUUGGUGUUGCGGUAUAUUCCGUCUCUAGCUAAAGUUCCAUUAGACGUUUUCGAGAACGACUACUAUUUUGACAAUGGUCGUUACACGACAAAAAUACGGAGGGGUGGUGUGGACGCUCUGAUGCCUAAUCCUGGCGAGGUCGUGGGCUCCAAUGCUUUGGUG